Molecule: messenger RNA, 1041 nt
Organism: Dendrobium catenatum
Lineage: Eukaryota; Viridiplantae; Streptophyta; Magnoliopsida; Asparagales; Orchidaceae
Product: rRNA-processing protein fyv7
Exons: 5
Coding region: 336-890 (184 amino acids)
Cellular component (GO): nucleus
Source: RefSeq, a predicted model, not a curated record
GUUCGACUUUGUUUGGCGUGAGGUAGGGUUUUGAACGAGUCUCUAAAAGCCUUCUUCGCCUCCUUCGACGACGUUCCUUCUAGUUCGCAGUUCUUCCUAUUCGAUCGGAAGUAGCGUCAAGAGCUUGCUCACUGUGAAGAGGGAAACGGAGGAUUUAUUCCGCCGUUAGAUCUACCGGCUGCUUAAAUCUUGUUUGGCAGGAUUUAGGAUCAAAUCAUGCAUAAAUAUUGUUGUCAGACAGCCCCUAAAAGUUAUCAUUUUUGUUGCGGGAGGAGGAUUUUGGCUCUGUUUACAUCGUGCUCAAAUCGUGCCGCAAUUACAACCCUUAUAAUCAGAUGAAGAAGCGCGAGGACUUUAACCAGGUUGGGUUUCGUGGUGGAGAUUACAUACGAAACAGGAAGAAGAACGAGAAGCGAAUUGGAGGGAAAGCCCUCUCCCUCGCGGCCUUUGCCAACGCCAAGUCCAGGCCUUCUGGUUACAAUCCUUCUUUCAUCAAAAAGCAAAGGGAAUUCUAUAGAAAUGCAAAAUGCAUUAACAAGUUUAAGAAAUCGGUCAAGCGAGACAGCCAGUUUGAGGAGAGGCGUCAUACCCUGCCAAAUAUUGAGGCCACCAAUGAAGAUGAGAAUGUGCUGAAAUCCCGAAAGAUCAACAAAAAGAAGAAAACCAGCUUGAAGGCUUUAGGCGAAGAAGUUGAGGAAAAAAGAGCUGAAGCAGAGAAACUGAGGAUGGAGAGAGAGGCAAUGAUCCAGGCCAAGAAGGAAGAGAGGGCAAAAGCUGAAGCAAAGCGCAAGUUCCUCAGAGAUAACAUGUCCAAGAGAACUCGAUCUGGGCAACCUGUGAUGAAAUACAGGAUUCAACAUAUCCUUGAAGGAUUGCUGGAAAAACCGUGACAGCUAAGUUUUUGUAUUCAUCUUGUGUAAACUGUUGCCACCUCAGUGCUCUUAGACUCUUACAUGUUCAUCUCAAUGAAACACUUAUGUUAUUGAUAUGUAAUAGUGUGUAAUGCCAUGAAUUUUACAUGCUCUUUUAUAGGGGUUGUUA